GACCUGUAGUACUGAAACUGCUCUCUAGUGGUAUCCUUUCGGCCCACUGGUAGCAAUGACACAGGCGUCAUAGGAUCGCUCUCUCUCUCUCUUCCGACACUCUCCUAUUGAAGCGUGAAAGACGUGUUAAGUGAAUGAAUCGCUUUCGUCGCACAGAUCCUGAGCCCAUGCCAGCACCAAACACGAUUGGGUGCUUUGCAUGUUCCAAGUGUGGCACAUACUAUACUCAUGCACUACCAUGGUUGACAAUGUCCUUACAUUGGUCAACCUGUGCAAGGAUGACAGCUCGGCCGGGCGCGUAUGUCUCGAGUGAUCCGAAUCCAAUGUGGCACAGUCAGAUCGACAUCCCACCAACCCCUACGCAACUGUUCAUUGUCGGACCGGCCCGAGACUGUCGAGCGUGUUGUCGAAUCAUAUACCUCGCACAUCCUGUUGGAACCCUUGCAGGUUCAUGCGCCUUCGACGCACCCCACUGUCUGUUAACGUACAAGGCACGUUUUCAGGCUUGUCACGCUGCGCAUCUCGAUCCUGUCAGCCAGGGAGCGAUAAUAAGUGAGCUUCAUGCCCGCCCAGGAUGUGACAAUCUUCAGUCCGCUCCCCAUACCAAUUACCUUCCAGCUUUACAUGCUUACAACAUGCCAGCAUACCGGAGCACUCUACAUGGCAUGACCAGAUCCACACAUAUUAGGGAUAGAAGUCGAGUUCGGGAUUUAGAAUACGACUCAUGGAUACAAGCGGGACACGCUGUUAGUCCUAUUGAUGAACUUCUCUGCAGUAUUGCAGGCAAGUUGUGCAGUGGCCCUGUGUCACAUAUUGACUCGGUCAAGAAAGCCGACUGCGAUCCUUUACCGGAAUCCGCCUUCUUGGGAAUACGGGACGACACCGGUACAAAGCAACGAGUUGAAUUAUACACCGAUGAUGAACAAGUAGCUCGCGAAUAUGCUUUUAUUCGCAAGGUGGAUUAUACAAUUGAUCGAACCUUCUUCAGCCAGCAUGGAGUAGAUAUAGCUAGGAUAUGGCUCCGUCAUUGCUUGCAAAAUCAUUCGGCCUGCGGAUCCGCGAAUACAUACGUUUCGCUUCCAACGCGUUUGGUAGCAGUCGGUUCUUCAACACGCAACCCUCACUUAUACAUCCCUGUGCCAGGCGAGAAAGGCUCUUACCUGGCCCUAUCGUACUGUUGGGGCGAAGGCGAGUCGUUGAAGACAACGAAAGAUACACUGGACCAACUCAAGUCUGGCUUCGUGCUUGAAAGUCUACCCAAGACAUGUCAGGACGCUUUGGUCGUUGCGAGACAGCUGGGCGUACAAUAUAUCUGGAUGGAUCGACUGUGUAUCAUCCAAGGCGAUGAAGAGGACUGGGUCCAAGAAUCCUCUUCAAUGUGUUCGGUCUACGCGAAUGCGUUACUCACGUUGGCAGCGCUACAUUCCCCCGGAUGCGACACGGGGCUAUAUACUUGCAGCGGUACCCACCCAUUCAAAGCCGCGACCGCCAUUUCCGAGGUUCAACUCUCUAGCGGCAGAAAAGGCACAGUCGUUGCAAGUAGAGAUUACGUUGAUACUUGGGACCUCUUCUUCAUUCAUAUGGGUCCAGAAACCGAUCCAGAUCCACAGCCCUCAGAUUACUUAGAAUCCCGCCUUUGGACGUUACAAGAGAUCGCUCUUUCGCGUCGGGUUUUGUGGUUCGCGCACGCAGAAUUGGGCUGGAGUUGUAAGGAGGGAACAGCCUGCGAGUGUUAUCCGCAACCCACUUCUAUAAAAGAUCCCGACGAGGUAGGGGCGCACAUAACAUCAAAUCUCGCGCCUGACUCAAAACAUGCUAAGAAAGAUUGGCUGCCUAUCUGGUACAGAUUUAUUGAGGAAGCCACCCAGCGGCUCGUCACGAAGGACACCGAUCGCCUACCCGCUGUUGCUGGCAUGGCAUCUGCAAUGAAGCAUCACAUUGGCGGACGCUACAUAGCUGGGCACUGGGAGGCCGAUAUCGAGAAGUCGCUUCUGUGGGAGAUCGAGGAGUUGAAGUUUUUCCGCCACGAGAGUACUGCUCGCCUCCCGCCUAUACAUCAGUAUUAUGCGCCAAGUUGGUCUUGGGCUUCAAUUUCACGACCUCUGAACCAUAACGGGGCAUUGAUCCCGGAUAUCGUGGAAGGAAAAAUGGACUGCAAAGUCAUUGGCAUCGAUUUCUGGCCAAGCAGCUCAAACGUGAACGGCCCAGGUCUCGCCAUCCUGACGAUGGAGGCAGUGGUACUGGCUGUAAGCCCACCAAAGUCGUGUAAUGGACGCUUUGAACAUAAAGCCAAGCCUGAGGGGAGAUACAUCGAGUUAUACAAGGGGUUCUCAAGGGAGUGGACACCAGACCCAAGAGGUAACCAUCGACCGAUACGAGAUAAAGAUCUGUCUGUGGUUCUUUUUCUACGAUGGCCAGAUGAUCUCGAGCCGAAUGAAGUGGGUUUUGUCUGGGGGCUUGUGUUAGAGAGAGUGAAUGAAGACGAAUACAAGGAUUGGGAGGCACAACUCCCAAAAGUCCAACAUCAAGGCUCCGAACAGGUAGAAUCCGGCUUGGAUGGUCAGAAACUCCGUGAUUUGAGGGUUAUACAUACAGAUGUCAUUGAAGGAAACGUUUAUAGGAGAGUGGGUAUUUGGGAACAUCAAUUUCGAAAUCAACCUUGGGAAGAAGUGGUCAAGGAUUAUCAGAGGCAGAUCCACAUAAUUUGAUGGUUAUCUACUCCCUUAGGCAUCUUCACCGGAUUG
Molecule: messenger RNA, 2744 nt
Organism: Paraphaeosphaeria sporulosa
Lineage: Eukaryota; Fungi; Ascomycota; Dothideomycetes; Pleosporales; Didymosphaeriaceae
Product: HET-domain-containing protein
Exons: 3
Coding region: 135-2708 (857 amino acids)
Source: RefSeq, a predicted model, not a curated record